AUGGAGGACGUGAAGAAGAGGAAGCUUGAGCAAAUCGGAAACGGCCAGCCGCUGCCUAAUCUGACCGAUGCGGCGGCGUCGGCCGAGGAAUUGCGCGCCCUUCUCGACCCGCUCUCAAAGCCGCAGCUUGUUGACAUCCUUGCUAGAGCAGGGUCCCGAUACCCUUCUAUUGCUGAAGAAAUUAAAAGUGUUGCGAGUUCUGACCCUGCCCUUCGAAAGCUUUUUGUUCGUGGUUUAGCUUGGAAUACCACUUCAGAAACUUUGUGUGCUGCAUUUCAAGAGCACGGUGAAAUUGAGGAGGGUGCUGUAAUCUAUGACAAGGUCACGGGAAAGUCACGUGGUUAUGGUUUCAUUACAUACAAAGAUAUGGGGUCAGCUCAGCUAGCUCUCAGGGCACCUAGCAAGAUGAUUGAUGGCCGUAUGGCUGUCUGUAAUCUUGCAAGUGAAGGGUUAAGCAACACCAGUAUUGCACCAGAUCAAGCGCAAAGAAAGCUUUACAUUGGAGGUUUAUCACCUGAGACAACCAGCGAAAUGUUGCUUGCGUAUUUUGGACGACAUGGAGAGAUUGAGGAAGGUUCUGUUGCGUAUGACAAGGAAUCUAACAGAUCUCGUGGCUUUGGGUUUGUCACUUACAGCACUGUUGCGGCUGCAAAAAGAGCUAUUGAUGACCCUCUAAAGAUGCUUGGAGGAAGAAAUAUCACGGUGAAGCUUGCUGAUAAUAACAAACCAAGGGUCGGUGGCCAAACCCAACUAACUGGGCCUGUGGUUCAAAUGCCUGUACAAAUAUCAGCCGGAUAUCAACAGACGGGGUUUGGAAGUUCUCUCGGUUAUAAUUAUCCUCAGUCGAUGGCCAAUUACCCUGGCUCGUAUUCAAGUCCAUCAGCUGCAGCUAAUCCUUACGCAGGCCAACCACAAUAUCCCUAUCCCCAAUAUGGUGCUAAGAAAGACACGCCGUCCCCACAAGCAGCCUUUGGCGGAUAUCCUUAUUACUUUCCCAAGCAGUAA
This is a messenger RNA of Striga hermonthica, 1005 nucleotides long. Lineage: Eukaryota; Viridiplantae; Streptophyta; Magnoliopsida; Lamiales; Orobanchaceae. The record is from the annotation of a GenBank genome assembly.